AUGUACAGCAACACCGUCGUCAACAUCAACGUGCACAAUGCCCAACUACGAGCUGCGGCGAGUCGGUUCAUCACCGUACUCAAACGGACGCAGGCCCUGAGAGAGCUCGAUGGCUUUGAGGACGCCGAGAUCAUCCUCAUCGGUGGCCUAGCGGUCACGUCUCACACCAACCACCGGACUACCGACGUACGAACGACUCAUUCCACCUUUCCAACCAUCCUCAGCUAA
Molecule: messenger RNA, 228 nt
Organism: Aspergillus melleus
Lineage: Eukaryota; Fungi; Ascomycota; Eurotiomycetes; Eurotiales; Aspergillaceae
Exons: 1
Coding region: 1-228 (75 amino acids)
Source: RefSeq, a predicted model, not a curated record